AUGAAAUUCGAAACCGAAACCGAAGCGGAGCGCGCCUCAAGAAAUUGGGAGACCUCACACCGUUUGUUUGCCGGCGUCGGCAUCGGCAUCGGCGUCGGCGUCACAGCAUUGUCCGAGUUCCUAACGAGCCACCGCAGCAGCAGCAGCCGGCGUUCCAGCAACAUCAAAUCGCUGCUCAUGCUCGCCAUACUCAUGUGCCAGCUACAGCAGUUGCUACGCCCCAGUUCAGGUGGUGGUGGCUGCAGCGGCGGCGUCGCUCUAGCUGCACCAGCUCCAACACACAGUCGCACACACACGCACACGCACACAGACGAGCUGCUGCACGAACUGGUGCACAUUGGCUCCUCCUCAGCGCAUUCUCGGCGUCUGCACAAGCGUCAUGAUGACAACAAGGCCGCAUUCUACAGAGAGCUGAACAGCAGCGUCCUGGACUGGAGCAACACCUGCACCGGCACCUGGGAGGAGCAGAACAGACCCACAGUCAGGCCACACAAGCGUUGUGCGGAGCACAAAAAGCUGAUAAAAUUUCUUAUCAGCAACAUAACGACGGGCAUGUCGGAACUAUCGUCCAAGGAUGCAAACAUCUCCGAGCUAUUGCUGUUUAGAAGUCAAUACAAAUUUCUGCCGCAGCUCAAAGCUCGAGCCAAACCACUGCGUCUGCGUCGCCUGCACAACGAGCUGCAAAUGUAUGUGGCAAGCUUUAGUUACAUUUAUGUCGCCCAGCAGCAUUGGGAGUACGAGAAUCAGCAAAAGACCAGCGAACUAUCAAUGGAGCUGCUGCGCUUUCGUCGCAAUGCGCGCUGGGUGCUCUGCUCCGUGGAGGAAGCCAUCAAUGCCACCAAUGGCCUGUACGGCAAGCAGCAGCCACGCCUCAAGACUGUGCCGCGCGCUCUUAUGGAGCGACAUCUGUCGCACUUUACAACGCCGCUGGUGCAGCUGCAUGGCAAUGCGACGCUGGCGGCGCGUAAUCAAACCUAUGUGCACUCACAUCAAAUCAAUCAUAUACGCCAGGAUGCGCAGUUCCUGCAGCAUCAUUACCUCAAGUAUUUAAAACGCAUGACCAGACUGCUGGCCAAGCAGAGCCGGCGCAGCUGCAAGCGUCAAGCCAAUGCCAAAGUGAGCAGCAGCAGCAGCAGCAGCAGCAAAACGUCAAAGCUACCACGUCCAGCUAAGCGUCAGCGUCAGCGUCCACGCCCACACGCCAAAACGUUGCCACAACAGACGAGCUAG
Messenger RNA from Drosophila busckii, 1230 nucleotides. RefSeq lists its product as uncharacterized. The record is from RefSeq and is a predicted model, not a curated record. Gene Ontology annotation, biological process: embryonic development via the syncytial blastoderm; cell surface receptor signaling pathway via JAK-STAT. NCBI's taxonomy places the organism in Eukaryota, Metazoa, Arthropoda, Insecta, Diptera, Drosophilidae. The transcript is spliced from 4 exons. The coding region runs from base 1 to 1230 and encodes 409 amino acids.